CAGGGUGUGUUGUCAGCAGGUGGUGGGUGAGGGGCUGUGGACCAUUCCUAGUCUUACUCCUCUGACUGGGUUGAUGUCUCUUUGAUGGUGGGGGUCUUUGGUGCUGAACUACUGCAGGUGCAUGUCUCUGGUGGUAUCCUGCUGCAGUCUGGGGUUUUUGGUGGUGUCCUCAUGUAGGUGGGGGUCUUUGGUGUUGUCCUGGUGCAUGAGGUGCUCUCAGGUAGAGUUUUGCAUGGGGUGGGGCACCCCAGUGAUGUCCAGCUGUGUGUGUGGUUGUGGUGUGUUUGGUGGAUUGGCAGGUGUCUUGUUUUGAGGGGUGUUGAGGUAGUCUGUCUGCCCCGUGAAAUGUAGUUCAGUGUUUUUUCAAACACAUUUACACAUUUCCUUUUUUAUGUGCACAUGGUCAUAGAGGUCUCUGGUUGUGAUGGUGGGGUGAUGAGCCAGGUGCAUAUUGGGAAGGAGGGCACAUCCUCUGGAGAUAUCAGCAUUGACUCUUUGGAUGGUGUCUGGGCGAAAGUCUCUGUGGGGUAGGAGAGUGGAGAUGGAUGAGGAAUUGGAAACGUUUCUGGAAGAUCAGAAGAUGAAGAUAGCAGAAGAGAAGGCCUGUCUGGAACAGGAUCCCCCUUACAUGGAGAUCAGGAGACGUAAAGGCCACAGUCUCCAGAAAGAGAAUAUCUCUCCACUCACAAUCCAGCAAGAUGGAGUGAGUCUGCCGCUCGGAGAGAAAUAUGAAAGGAAGAAACACAAACUGCAGGAAGAGCUCAGGAAAGACUACAGGAAAUACAUGGCAGAGAAAGAUCAAUGGGAUACUGGUGACAUUAGCACAGUUCCAGAGAGAAGACGAAUACCCAGGACUGUCCGUGUGAGGGAUGUGGCCACCCUUACAGAGGUGUGUGGGCUUGGCUGGAGUAUGUGCAGCUCUGAGGAGGACUGCAGUGAUGAAGAACUAUUACUUUUACAAGGGAGGCGACUUCAGAGAGAGCGAGACACCAGAACAGCGAACAAAAGAGGGGAAUUGUACACAGAGACAGGGCAUCACACAAGCAAACUACAACACAGAAACAGAAUACCGGCAUCUAUGGCGACUCAGGCAAAUGAAAGAUCCGGAUCUGCGGCCAGUCAGGACACAGUUUGUACCUCAGGUCUUCUAAUAGGUUCAGUGGAUCUGGAGGCCACACUAAAGAGGAGAAAGGAGCGAUAUCGACGUGAACUACAGGAACAGAUUGCAGAGAAACAAAGACACAGAAGGAGAGAGAAGGAACUGGACCUGAAAGUUGCAGUAAUGGAUUCUGAGAAAAAGUUUACAACCAUUGUGAGUGAGGCAUCUGGUUACAGAAGAGUAAGAGAAAUUAACAGAAAGCAGACAAGGGACGAAAUGAUCCAACUGGACACGACUAAGACCCCUGAGAGUGUACUGCAAUACAGGACAGACCCUCUGUCUCCAUGCAGUAUGCCUUUUGUCCCUUCUCACCUCCCGUCCCAUGCAGAGGCCUACAAGACACCACAUAAUAAUGAUGAGAAUUUACUGAACUCCAGCAGAGCCUAUGGCACAAUAACAGGAAUUUCUCUUCUGAUGCCAUCAGGAGAGACACGUCAACUCAGUCCCCACAACGAGCACAGCAGAAGCACUCACAGACAGAUGUUUCUGGGUGAGAAUGAAGGUGUGGGUUCAGGUCUGCCAAUGUUUCCUACGCAUCACCCUCAGACAGACAAAGACAGACUCAGUUAUAAAGAGGAGCUCCGCAGUCAGAUAGAGGAGCGGGCAGCAAGGAGGAGGGCGGAAAGAGAGGAGAGGCAAAGAUUGGAGGCGGAGCUUGAAGCCAAUAUGAGAGCGUAUGAACCUUGGGGAAGGGGAGGAGCUGGAGCCCCACUUAGAGACAGCACUGGAAAUCUCAUCACUGAUCUAAAGCAGAUGCACCUUUUGAAUGAAGCAGCAACACAAAGACAGGAGAGACCAGGUUUUACACAGACACACUCUCCACAAAUUGCAAGAGGGAGUGUGUUCACCAAUCAGCAGCUUUCACCACAGCAACUUCAGGAGCAAGACCAAUACAAAGCUUACCUGAGAUACCAGAUGGAAGAGAAGCAAAGGAAGCAGGCAGAGGAGAGAGAGCGUAUGAGGGCGGAGGAGGAGAGGGAGGAGAGAAGACUGGCUGAACAGAGAGAGAAAAUCAGGAGGGAGUAUGAAGAGGAGCAAGAGAGCAGGAAACGCAGAGAGAUGGAGCAAAAGCUAAAGAAUGAAGAACUUGCUCGACUGGCAGAGGAGAGACGGAGGGAUGCUGAGAAAAAGAAGAAAGAAGAAGUGGAAAAAGAGAGAGCAGCUCUCAGAAAGCUAGAAGAGGAAGAGAGACGAAUACGGCUGCAGCAAAUUCCACGUGAGCCGUCUCCCCCCAUCCCCACCUUGCAGAAUAAACACCGCAACCCUCCAAAUACUAUGGAUUUCUCGCUAUUUCAGGUUCCUCCAUCUGCAGGCAACAGAAACCAGCUGAGAGUAGAAAAGGACAGGAGUGAGGUCGUUAAUGAGCUAUGUGCAUUAAGGAGAUGUCUGCACAGUGAACAGCGGCGUUUGGAAGAGCAGCUCUUGCAGACAGAGUGGGAUCAUCUCCCCUCCCCCCUCACUGACAGGCACAGGGUGGAUGUGUUUGACAUGGCACGUUUGCGUAUGCCUGUACGCGGCCCUUCUCGUGGCACUGAGCCAGUAAGCUUAAAGGGAAAGGAUGACAUCAUGCAAAGGGAUGUCUUUUUGCCUAGAACACGACAUUCUAGGAGCAGAAAUGUUGAGGGCGGCAGAGGAUCUGUGCUUCUGUCAGAGAGUGAAUUUAUUGAUCUGAAUGGAGCUGCUUUUCCAGUUCCUCCAGAUGUCGAAAGGAAGUCUCCUAAGCUCUCGGCACGGGAACGACGCAGACUAGCAAACCUUCAGUCGGCAGUGGAAAGGCAACAGGUACCGCAGCAGUCCUUCAAUGUGAGGAAGAUUAGAGACACAAACACUCUCAGGAUGAAUAAACUACAAGUCUUCAGUCAUCACAACGUCCCAGCAGGAGGCUGUUUUGAUGAUGAAGAUGGUCAUGGUGAUGAGCAUUUUAACCUGCAGUCUCCUGCCAGACCUAGCUCCAUUGAUACAGCCACUACAGAGCCCUGGAUUCGAGCAGAGUCUUCAGACACACUCAGGAGGCUGAUGUCUGGCUCUGAGCUCUGAGACACUGAUCAGUGGGAUAUGCGUGUGAUUUUAAAGCAGUGAUAUUAUAAAAGGACAUAUACAGGAUACUGUGUGUGUAUAUAUAUAUAUACUGUAUAUAUAUAUACACCGAUCAGCCACAACAUUAAAACCACCUGCCUAAUAUUGUGUAGGUCCUCCUCGUGCCGCCAAAUCAGUGCCAACCUACAUCUCAGAAUAGGAUUCUGAUAUAAUAUUCUUCUCACCACAGUUGUACAGAGCAGUUAUCUGAGUUACUGUAGACUUUGUCAGUUCAAACCAGUCUGGCCGUUCUCUGUUGACCUCUCUCAUCAACAAGGCAUUUCCAUCCACAGAACUGCCGCUCACUGGAUGUUUUUUGUUUUUGGCACCAUUCUGAGAAAAUUCUAGAGACUGUUGUGUGUGAAAAUCCCAGGAGAUCAGCAGUUACAGAAAUACUCAAACCAGCCCAUCUGGCACCAACAAUCAUCCAUGCGAUUAUCUAAUCAGCCAAUCAUGUGGCUGCAGUGCAGUGCAUAAAAUCAUGCAUAUACGGGUCAGCAGCUUCAGUUAAUGUUCACAUCAACCAUAAGAAUGGGAAAAAAAUGUGAUCUCAGUUAUUUGGACCAUGGCAUGAUUGUUGGUGCCAGAUGGGCUGGUUUGAGUAUUUCUGUAACUGCUGUAAUGUGUUGAAAUAAAGUGUAUUAAUCUUUUAUGUGUCUAUUUUCAAACUGCAUCUUUUAGAUGAGAAUUUAGAAAUGGCUGCCUUUUUAUUUUUUUCUCUUUUUUGUUUUUGUUUCUAAUGAGCCCAGAUCAAAAAGUAAAGUUUAAAUUCACAGAUUUGUUGAACGAGGUUAAAGGAAUAGUUCACUAAAAAUGUCAAUUCUGAAUGCCACUGUGAACAAGCUUCUCUCAUAGCUUUCAUGAACUCACAUCAGAUGUCAAGAUUUUCACUGCAAAAUGAAUUUCUGGUUGUUUCUCACAAAAAAAUAUCACAUGCCUUCAGAAGACUUGGAAUAUGACACACGAGCCACAAUGGAAUAAUUUUACAAUACUUUGGAGUCCUUUUUAAAGCUUGAAAGUGAAUCUCAAUCAACUGCCAUUGUAAUAAAAAGAUGGACCAGGAUAUUCAUAAAAAUUUCUCCUGUAUUCCACAAAAGAAAGGAAGUCAUACGGGUUUGGAAUGACAUGAGGUUGAGUAAAUUGACAGAAUUUUAAUUUUUGUGUGAACUAUUCCUUUGCAUAACAUGUUUAUUAAAACAUGUUAUUUAAGUUGAAAAACUUUAUUUAUUGAAGUUUUCCUCAGGUUAAAUGAGUGUUUACUGAAAGUACUGCAAUCCCGAUUGCUUAGAUGCUUUUAAAGUGAAUGGCAUCUAUGAGAAACAUUCUCUCUCUCAGUGGAAAAACUGCUUUUAUUUAAACCAUUUUGAGACUGCAGACACACCAAAGCCAAUUAAUUUAGGGGCAUAAUGUUAAUUCCCACAAAUUAUAAUUUCGAUUUGUCCCUCCUUUAAAAAGAAUAGCAAAAAUCUGGGGUACAUUGAGGUACCUACAAUGGAAGUGAAUGGAGGCCAAUCUGUAAAAGUUAAAAUACUUACUGUUUCAAACUUUUAGCCACAAUAUGUAAAUAUGUGUUAACAUGAUUUUAGGGUGAUAAAAUCACUUACUAACCUUUUCUGUGCAUAGUUACAUCCAAAUUUACAACUUUGUUGCAAUGACGGCUCAUUGCUCUAAACCCUAAAAUGACCUAAAAAAAAAAAAAAAAAAAAAAAAAAAGCUGAUUUAGACAACUUUACAGCUCAAAUAAUACACAGGUGUUGACAAAAGAAUUAAAUGUAAGUAUUUUUAUAAAAUAAGCUUAACAUUUCUGUCUUAAAGCCCUCCAAAAAUUGGCUCAAUUCACUUCCAUUGUAAGUGCCUCACUGCAACUUAGAUUUCUGCUUUUUAAAUAAAAUUCUUUAAGAAGUUAUUUUUUUGUGGUAAUCAACAUUGUCACAAAUGCUGUCGAUUGAGCAUAACUUGUAUUAAACCUGGAAUAUUCCUUUAAAGUCUGUGAGCUUGAUUUCCUGAAGUGAAGCUAAAAUUGCUGCAAAUUCCUAAAUUAUUAGGUAUUAGUGUGUUUGUCUAGGACUGCAAAAUUUCAAUUUGAAAUGGACUGCAAAACUUUUAAAUGAUACUAUUGUGGUGUAUGUGAGUUUUAGAUGGUGCUCUGCUGUAGGGUCCAUUCACAGAUCUGCAAAGGGCCAAUCAAGGGACAGAUUCUGGUGUCUUGAAGCACCACAAUUAGUAUUUAUAACAGGAGUAUUCAGAAUAAUGAAAUAUGGCAUUAUGUCACCCAGUAUUUAUGCUCAAACAGAUUUGAUCAGUGCUAAUAAAAUUAAAAGGAAUAUACUGUAAGUGGUGACAAGGUGGUAAUUGGAUGUUCUGAUUUGUUCGAAUGUAGUACUGCCUGAAUAGUUUGCGAGCAACUGGUUUAAAAUAUCUGAAGAAGGUUCACAGUGAACAUAUUUACUGUAGAGUGUUUAGAGAAAGCGAAAGCCCUGUUAUUACCCUCAGUAUCGCUUUCAGUACUCGUUCAUUGUCUGCCCUCAUUCUCUCAUGCUCACUCUCCAUCUGAUGAAUGAUCUGAUUUACAUGCUCCUCAUGGGUUCUCUGCAUGUCUUUAAAUGCCUGUGCCUGUAACCGGUUAUGUUCCUUUAGGCCCCUUUGUUACUGCUUUAGAAUCUCAUUCCUUUUUUUAUUGGAAUUUUUUUUCCUCCCCUUUUCUGCACAAUUUGGAAUGCCCCAUCCCCAUUCGCAGUUGCCUCCGCAUCUGAGACCGUCAAUCCACGCAUCUUAUCACGUGGCUUGUUGAGCGCGUUACCACGGAGACCUGGUGCAUGUGGAGGCUUCCACAAGAGGUACACCAGAGUACUGCUGAACAGAACAGCCACACAGAAGAACCAUGUGUCAUGUUUAUCAUCCCCCUGAAACAUUAGCCCCAUUAUCUAAGUUGUAUUUGUAAUUAUUAAAGGACACAUGUGCGCAACAGAAAUGUCCAUGACCAAACAAUCAAUUGAUCAGUUUAAUUUAGAUCUGAUCUGUAAACUCCAAAUAAUUCAGUUCAGCUAUUCUUUCUUUCAUAGAUGUAAAAAGACCUAUUGUAAUUUAGUUUGUAAAUGAUGUAGCUUUUUAUGAUAACAUCAUUACCAUCAGUUAUAUUUUGAAAACUGAACAUUCAGUCAAGUAGAGGUUAUCAUACUGUAAUCUUAAGUCAAGUAUAAAAUUUACAAAACACCAAAAAUAGAUAUCACACCAAAGGCUGAAUGUAGGCUUGAGUUUGUACUUUAAGCAGUUCAGGCUUAAUUCAUUUUAAUGCAAAGCCAUUAAGGGUUUCGAAAACCCCUCAGUUUCAGCAAACAGCUGCCUUGCAAGCACUGUAAUAAUAAAGUUACAGCUGCAGUAACUAGUCGAUUUUGUUGACAUGAAACAUCAAUCAAUGUGAUUGUAAAUGCUGUCUGACUCCUCACCUUUUUCACAUCACCAAAUCCCUCUGUGUCCAGCAGCACCAGAGUGUGUCCUUCUUUAUAGGGGCGAGGGACACACUACAUCCAGAUGCCUUUGGUC
Myxocyprinus asiaticus (Chinese sucker) is the source of this 6778-nucleotide messenger RNA. RefSeq names its product centrosome and spindle pole associated protein 1b (gene cspp1b). The coding region runs from base 500 to 3196 and encodes 898 amino acids. Gene Ontology annotation, biological process: positive regulation of cytokinesis. The record is from RefSeq and is a predicted model, not a curated record. NCBI's taxonomy places the organism in Eukaryota, Metazoa, Chordata, Actinopteri, Cypriniformes, Catostomidae. The transcript has 27 exons. Gene Ontology annotation, cellular component: microtubule; spindle pole; centrosome.